Trichoplax adhaerens is the source of this 537-nucleotide messenger RNA. RefSeq lists its product as uncharacterized. The record is from RefSeq and is a predicted model, not a curated record. The transcript is spliced from 3 exons. The coding region runs from base 1 to 537 and encodes 178 amino acids. NCBI's taxonomy places the organism in Eukaryota, Metazoa, Placozoa, Uniplacotomia, Trichoplacea, Trichoplacidae.
AUGGCGUCGGACCAAGCCAAUUUUCACAAUCUAUUAGACAGUGCCAAAGACCUGGUUGAAAACUUAAAAGAUCAAGAUGAAACGAUAACAACGAUAUCCAAGGAAGUUACUCUACUGGAUGCCAACUUACAGUCUUAUAAUAAGCAUCGAGAGAAUAUCCAAGUAAUUAAUGAAAUUGCUAAACGAAGACCACGAGAUACAACCAUACUGAAUAGUCUAAAGGAUAGCGAACGAUUGAAGGCGUUAGAGCGCGAAAAUGCUGAACUUCACGAAGCGUUAAUCGAUCAUCAAUUAGCCUUGGAAUUAAUCAUGAGCAAAUAUCGACAACAGGUAAUAUCGACAUGCCCAAUAAUGGAUAUAAUUAAAAGAAAGAGUGAAAAGAUUCACGAAAUGGCAACUGUGAUACAAAAGGCUGCUGCCGUCGAUGAUGAAGCUGCAAAUAGAGAAUACGAAACUAUUGCUAGAUUACGUUAUGAGAAUGCAAAUUUGAAAGAACUAUUGAAAAUUGCAAACAAUUCUUGCUUGAGUACACAGUAA